Messenger RNA from Solea solea (common sole), 4374 nucleotides. It is a transcript of the gene ensab, whose product is annotated as endosulfine alpha b. Bases 152 to 502 code for a protein of 116 amino acids. The record is from RefSeq and is a predicted model, not a curated record. Gene Ontology annotation, cellular component: cytoplasm. The transcript is spliced from 3 exons. Gene Ontology annotation, molecular function: protein phosphatase inhibitor activity. Lineage: Eukaryota; Metazoa; Chordata; Actinopteri; Pleuronectiformes; Soleidae.
GUUACGCCAUUUUUGUUAGGGAGAGCAGUCGUGUUCAGAAAAGGAGGAUUAGGUAGCUGAGCACAGGUACAGCAAUCGGCUCCUCUAACAUCACCUCGUUCCGAGUUGUCUAGGACAAACAAGACACUUGCUUGUCCGCCACACUCGUAUAAUGUCGUCAGAAAACCUGGACCCGGACACUCAGGUGGACUACGAGGACGAAAAACAGGACUCCCAGGAGAAGAAUGCAAACCCGGUGAAGGCGGAGGAGGCCAAGCUUAAGGCCAGAUACCCCGGCCUGGGCCAAAAGUCCGGUGGCUCAGACUUCCUCAUGAAAAGACUACAGAAGGGGCAAAAGUACUUUGACUCCGGUGACUACAACAUGGCCAAAGCCAAGAUGAAGAACAAGCAGCUUCCUGUUGCGGGGCCUGACAAGAACCUGGUGACUGGCGACCACAUUCCCACGCCGCAGGACCUACCACAGAGGAAGUCCUCCUUGGUGACCAGCAAGCUAGCUGGGUAGCCGUCAUCAUGCCAGAAGCAGCCCCCCGUCCCCCCACAUCCAUCCAUCCAUCCCUCCCUCCCUCUGGGGCUCCCAGCAAAGGUUCCCCCCAAAAGUCCUCACCCAUGUCCCCAACACAUCCACCUCUCCUACCUUCUCUCUUCCCUUUUCAUCCCCAGACGCCACUGGCUUUAACAUAACGGGCAGAGUUGUAUAAGUUAAAACUCCAUUUGCUUGUAUGUAGGUGGGGUGGGAGGAAGGGAGGGAGGGAUGGAGGUUCAGGCGGCCCACGAGGUUGCAGUCUUCUCUGCCUUCCCACUACACACAGCUCUGCGCACUCUGCUCUGCCGCCUCCCUCAUGUCUUGGUGUGCGGUGUUCCAAGAUGCAUCACAGUAGGUGUGUGUCAUCGGGCAGGGGUUGGAUGGGGGUGAGUUAAUGCACUUUGUAUUCUGUAUAGUUUGUUUUUGUCCUUUUUUUUUGCAUCCUUGAUGACACCAAAACAAUGUAUGUAAGGGAGAUAGGAACCAUGAUCGCAUUGUGUUCUUUGAUCUUUACGUUCCCCUGCUUCGCUGGUGGCAGGCUACGGUGACAGGUGUUGGAGGACACGUGUGAAUAAAUGCUUGCAUACCAAAUCUGUGAGGGUAGCUGCCUAGAUAAAGAGCUGUUGAAUGGAGGCCUCCUCAUAUCUCAUCCUCCAUUUACCUUGUGUCGAACAAAACCAGUGGUCACCUGCUACAGCUCAGCCAAAAAGGGAUUUUGAAAUGCCACCUUUACUUUUUCUCUCUGCCCCUUUUGCUUUAACUCUCAACUCCUUUUGCUACUGUUCUCUCUAAAUAUGCUGCAUGAUUGUAACAUGUAACAAGACAUUUCAUAUGUUUUCUAAGGGGAGUGGGGCACCUGCUUAGUAGUAGGAUGCAUCAAAACAAACACAAGAAGCUCUGAAAUGUCCGCGACCUCACUUCCUUGCUUUCCUUUUUGCUGUCCUGACAAUCCAUGUGCACACAGUCUUGUUCGCAGCCCAGGACAAGAGCCAGCUGAGUAUGUCCUUGUGUCAUUUUUAAAGGCUGGGACCCCCUGCCAACCUCUGACUUCAGUCUGAGUUUGGUUCCUGUUGAGUUGCAUCGAGAUGUGUGUUUACUAAGAGCCUAAAAAGAUUUUUUUUGGGGGGGGGGGGGGGGAAUUGGAGCGCCCCUUAUAGAGUGUAUGCUUCUGUAAAUAAUACUCCAACAAACAAACACAUAGUUUGUGAUAAGCUCAGCGCUUUAAGGACCUUACCCGCUAGCAUGCCUGAGAGAAAUGGUAGUGCUAAAUUGAUCCACUUUGGAUCAAAUGCUAGGAUUUCUGACUUGGAAAUGAUGUGCUUUACCAACUUAGCCAAAUUUGACCCUGCAGCUAUCGGGCUCAGAGACUGCAGAUGUGUGCGUUACCGUCUCAUCCUUAGACUGUGCUCGUAGCACGGUGAGGCAGGCUGCGGCCCAAGCUGCUCUGGAUCACACUGACGUGAUGUUCAUGUUAUCCAAAUGCAAUUCAAACAUAUUUUCAAUGAAACUGCCGAGUCCCAGCACUAAAGUCACAAUAAAAAAGACAUUGGUAAGUGGAGUCAAGUCGUAGAGAGGUUGAAGUCAUUUCCCACUGUGGGAUGUGCAGUUAAAUAGUUUCCAUGUUUGGUACCGUUAAAAACAACAGCUUAUUCUUGCUGCGACUUAUGGAUAAAAAAAAAAAUGGAUGUUUGUUUCUCAUUUGACACUUUCAAAAUAGAUAUGACAUGCAGACGAAGUGGUUCCCUUGACAUCAGUUCACAUCAACUUGUAUAGAAGAUUACAUCUUCGAGCCUGAGUAUGUCCUUGGAACACAACGUUUCUUUUUUCUUUUCAAACUCGCACACACUCCACAGACUGAUUUUGGGUCAGAGACAGUAAAUGGCAACCCGAUGAGUACAGAUGUCGGGUGCAGCUUGAUGUCUUAAAGUGGGACAUUUGCAUGCUUGCAGUCAUGUGCUCACUCUAACACUUUGGCAAAGCAAAGAGAUUGUGUAACACGUGGUGAGGGGGCAGAGUAUGUGUGGGUGCUCUGCGCUCGAGUCCCCACCUGUUAAUGUAGUUCAACCUUUUGAAACAGGUCAGCGAUCACGAAAAUAGCCAAAUUAAAAUGCGCGGCUCCACCCACGUGUUCAACGGUGGGAAAGUGGAUGCCGGCGCUCGCUGAGAUUCAGCCUCCUUGUAUAAUACUGCUUCAGGGAACCUUCACUAAUGCACACUCCACCACACAGACUCGGUGAUGAGGUGCACGCACCAUCACAUUUUCAGCCUUGUUUGUUUUUCUGUGCGAUUUUAAACGUGUCAAAUUAGCAGUGGGGUGAAAAAAGACCUGACCUGUACGUGUGUGUGUGUGUGUGUCACGGUGCUGUAUGGCUGCAUUUCUUUUCUCUGUUUGAGCUGUUGUAAAUAGAUGUCAACUGGACAGGAUUCUGUGUUCCCCCAUCUGCUUUUUACUCUUUCAGAGCCUGAGUUAUUUCGAUUCAAUGGUUCCUCUCCUUUAAGUUUAACACUACUUCUGCUCUAUGUUGAUGUACGGCAGAGGCUAUGUGAAUCUGUAUCAUAUGAAAAUAUGUGUAAAUGCUGCUGAUUCAGUCUAAGACUAAUCUAAGAGAUGAUGCCCUGUAAAGAACGCAUAUCCUCUCAAUCCUACCAGUCAGACUCUCUUCUUCCCACCCAAGUAUCUCUCUAUCAGAAUCCUACAAACUUCAGUGCAAAAAAAUGCAUACUUUUAUAGAUGCAUUAUUAAACUUAAUCCAAUUGUAUAGAAAGAAAGGGAAAAAAGUUGUGGGUGGCUUUAAUUGCCAAGAACAGCCCAAAGCUGUCCUCGACAAGUAGAUAGGAUAAAGGAGGAUAAAGUCUAAUUUAUGCUCCAUCACGCAACUUUUGAAAUGUAAUCAGAAAAGAUGCAUUUUGGACUGAAAAAAGUGAUGUGUGUCUUUCAUCUUCAACUUAGACUGGGACAAAAAAAGAUCCUGUUGAACAUCUUAUUGCCACACCGAGCACCUCCAUUUCUUGCACUCCUGUUUGAAAGUCUAUUCAAAAUCUCUUUGUCCUCGAUUAUAGCAACAAUUUCAUCGAAACCCCCGUCAUUAUCAAGAUAAAAGUAAAACUAGAACAAAUACAGAUAUGAAUGAACAAGCAGACGGAGGGGUAAACCAAUCGUGAUGACACCAUGUGUAGUGUGAGAUUACUACAGAAACGACAACAACAAAAAUCUCCAUAGCAUACAUUAAAAACAAUCAUCAAAAGUGUUGAGCAGUGGAGUAGGCCUAUAAGUCAGCCUUCAGUUAUGUUUUUUUUUUUUUUAUAACAGUAAGACAGGAGUUCUUGAAUGCUACUUGAUAUUUGGAUUUGCACGCAGCAGUUCAACGAGAGGAAAAAGCAGGGUAUGUUUAAAAUCCAACACACAGGGUGUCUCUCGUUCAGCUACGACAAACGUGCCAGAAUGUAUAAAGAAAUGACAAGCUGUGUGCUCAGAAGUACUAUUGAGCUGCUUUUUUUCUUUUUUUUUUUAAACAUAAACUGAUCUCUUGUUGUUUUUGCAAGUGAAUAUGUCUUUAUUGGUUUCUUUGUUUGUUUUUCUUGUGUUCUAUUAUUGCAUAAUUACUAUAUUUCAUCCUGGCCCGAGAUAACUGCGAGGAAAUCAGAGGCACCCUUGCUUCCAAGAGAGAGGGAGAGAAAUAAAAAUAAUAAUGAUAAUAUGGGUUUACAUGGAAAAAAAGAGGAUGACUGGAGAACACAGGAAUGAUUUUAAGAAUUCAGAGAGUACAGACGUACUUGGAAUAUUUCAUUUGUGUGGGAGUAGGUGAAAGGAUUUUUGUCAGUAUUUGAAAUAAACUUUUACAUGAAUAACA